Molecule: messenger RNA, 4117 nt
Organism: Triticum aestivum (bread wheat)
Lineage: Eukaryota; Viridiplantae; Streptophyta; Magnoliopsida; Poales; Poaceae
Product: meiosis-specific protein PAIR2
Exons: 11
Coding region: 58-777 (239 amino acids)
Source: RefSeq, a predicted model, not a curated record
CUCGGCGGCGGCGGGGGCGGAGGGGUCGGCGGGGGAGGGGGUGGCCGUGGACUGGCUAUGGUUCUGGAAAACGGCGGCGAUGACGUCAUCGGCGGCGGAGGAGGAGGAGGAGAGGGGCGUGGAGAAGUGGUGCACCGCCAGCGCCGAAUCACCCUGCCAUCGGGUAUCCUGCUCGCCGACGCUAUCCCUCUCGGCGAGCACGAGAAGCAGACAAGGAGCUUGCUCCGGAUUGCUGUAUACAACAUCAGCUACAUCAGAAGCCUAUUCCCUGAGAAGUACUUCAGUGAUAAGUCUGCGCUGGCAGUAGAGAUGAAGCUUAAGAACCUGAUGCAUAUGGAUGCUGACCCCAAGAGACUGAUUCAUUGGAUGAAGAAAGUCUCACUCAGCUAUCCCAACUCAAAUGGGGAGGAAGUUGCAAUGAACAUGAGUCGCACAGGGAGCAAAAAGAAUAGUGCCACAUUCAAGUCAAAUGCAGCAGAAGUCACUCCUGAUCAGAUGAGAACGCUGGUGAGAACCUUGGACAGCAUGACAGAAAAGGAAAUGGUGGAAGAUGUUUUGGAGAAGCUGCUGAAUGAUGAUCUACUCUCCAGGGCAAGCAAGGAUGGUUAUGCUGCUAUCAAGAUUUCUGAUCCCGGAACAGCCUACAUGAAGGCAGAGGUCACCAUGCACAAUGUUUCACCUACCGACGGAGCCAAAAUCGGCAGUGGAUAUCUGAAGUGUAUGAAGGUCAAGGAACCGAUCCUCCAGUAUCAAGCCCCACAGGUCCCAGUCCACUGAGGGCGGCGGAACAGCACUAGUGCAGGACGACUAACCCCGUAGGCCAGGUGAAGAAGCAGAGACGCACAUAGUACAGUCAGUCCCUUCAGGUGCUUGAAACUUGUGAAGGUGCAACUGGGCAAGGUACAUGAGCAACAGGGCAAGUCCAGAUCAGAAAAUGAUGGAACUGUGCAAUGAAGCGAGUUGACUGGAGUAGAGGACUCCCAAGCAAAUUUCAUCUCUUCUGAGAUUAGACAGCCAGCAAUGUGUUUGGUUCUCCCAAUCUCUUUUGCCCAUAUUUCUGCUGGUAAAAACAAGACAUGGAAUCUGGAGGCAGACCAUGAGGUAAGAUAGAUGUCACUCUUGUAAGUAUGCUACAUUCGCCUGCUCUUUUCUCCCCAUUUUCCUAUUUCUACUUCCGAACCAUGGCAAAUAGUAAUAAAUAACUAGUCAUCGAUUUAGGCAUUUAGCGCAAGGUACAUUUGUUUGUAUUGGUAAAAUGGUCAUUCCAGAAUCCCUCGCUUGAAAGUGGACUCCUUAGCCUCAGUUCAGUUGCAGCGUUAAUGCUUUGUACAUAUGCACUCGGAGAUUAAGGCAUUUGAAAUUAACUCAUCAAGAUAUCCACUAACAGAAACUCCAGAUUUGCAUAUAGUUUAUGAUGUAUUGAUUUAGAAAUAGAGAGAAUGCAUUUAAGAUGUCCCUGAACGUUUGUGAUGUGGAUCCAAGUUGUGGUGAGCUGCAUCCGGUCAACGUGCUGUGGGAGGAGGUAUGUGCAUGCUGCUUCGUGCCAUUUUACUACAUGCCAUCCAGCUUUUGUUCAUCUUCUUUCUAAGGUUAUUAAAUUCAUAUAGGUAGGCAUAGGAAUUGGUUCAGGUGGUUUAUGUUAAAUUGUUUAAGUUGGUUCAGGCUAAAUUAUAAAAAAAAUGGUGUACCGUUUCUCAACAUGGUGAAUGAGCUGCAGUUCGGUUGCAUAUGUGCAGUUGUGAGUAAACUUUGUCAUUCUACUGGAUUAGGUGGUAUAGGUGGUGAUGGAAGUUAAUCUGCUAAGCUGGUUCUAGAGUACUUGGCCUAGGUUAUUUAGACAAGUUCGCCGUUUAUUCUGGGAUACAUCAGUCGACUGAACGGCAAAAACUCCAAUUGUUAUUUUUAGGUCUUUAAAGAUUACCAUUUGACGUAGUGGUCUACAGAUGUUACAUUUGGAAGGUUAUUUUGCAUAAUUCCAUUGACGGCUAGAGAUGUUGUGUUUAGGUUGACGCCACUGCAAGUUGAUGAUGCCUGCUGUCAAAGCGGCGACAGGAAGUGGAGAGUGAAAAACAUAAAUAAAUAAAGUAGUAGAGAGUAAGAUGUCCGAUUCUAAUCCUUUCAAUUGAUGUUUCUUUCUGUCAUUUUUUCCGUUUGUGCUUCCAGUGACCCCCGGUUAAGAAGUUAUAGAAUUGAUAACAACUGAAGAUGUUUUGGCAGGAAACAAGCUGGUUAGCAGAAUCAUGCAACGCAUGAAAUGAUUGCCUAAGCAUUAAGAAUCAGACCAGAUUUAAUUACUACACAAAUUCCACAUAUCUUGGUUAUGUUUGUUAUUGAUCUAAUAAAUGUGGUCACCCGCAUAUGAGUAUUUCUCAAGGGAAGGAGAUGAUAAACUGGUUUUGCCAAGUUGACCAAAAGCUGCAUAUGAAGAAACAACAGGGUGUGAGUGUGAUGCUCAAACUAGGUAUUUCAUGUUUGAUUCUCUUUCCUGGCCAUUCGUUUUUGAGUUCUUUUGUUUUUUCGAGAACACCUCGAGAGGGGCAGGGGGUUCCUGCAUUUCAUUAAGAAGAGAGUUGAUCUAGUUUAUAAGAAAAACCGGACCCAAAAACCUAACAUUCUCGGCUAAUUAGGGAAAACCGAAUGAAAACCCAAAAAAGAAAGAAAAAAGAAAACGAGAAAAAGAGGCACUAGAACUUGGGGAUAUGGACAAGACAAAAGCAGCAUCAAGGGACACUAAAAGCAUCAGGUUUUGAGGUUCUUCGCCACAAGAGUUUUAGCACCAUAUGGCUCUGAUGGAUCAGCCUGUUGCUUUCCUCCGCUAGCCUGCUGUGUGUGAGGCAACUUUUGAAUAUGUUUGGGGAAGCAUCAGGUCUGCGGAUCAACUGUACAAAAUCUUGGGCCAUUGUGACCAGAGGGGAUCACCGUGACCAUGAUGAGGAGAGAAUCGCUCCUAUCCUACAGCGUUCCAUUGGCGCUUUUCCCUGCAAGUAUUUGGGGCUUCAGUUAUCUAUUUUAUCUCUCACUAAAGCCGAAUGGCAGCCUACCCUGGAUUCCAUUAGGGCCUGCGCCCCAGCAUGGCAACGAGGCCUCAUAAACAGAGCCGGCAGACUGGUCCUUGUGGAUUCAGUCCCAUCUGCUCGACCCGCUCAUCAUCUGCUGAUUUCUGAAGCUCCGAAGUGGACAAUUCUUCAACUUGAAAAGUGGCUGCGUGCUUUCUUUUGGGCAGGGACGGAGAUAGUGCAAGGAGACAAAUGCUUGGUUUCUUUUGGAUGAGCUCUCUAGUGCUUGGACUGCCGCCAAUCUCUAGUGCUUGAAAAGUGUCGAGCGUCAGAGCGCCCGGUGGGAGAGGAGGGGAAAUUCUGCUGUGCACGGUCUACAAGCUUUUGUGUCAGGGGACUACUAGGUUCAAUGGAUCUUACUGUGUUUGGACAAGCUGGGCGCCGCUGAGUUGCAAAGUUUUCAUCUGGUUCGCUCUCCAAUACAGGAUCUGGACCUCGGACCGUCGGAGUGAGACAUGGCCUGCAAGAUGACUUCUCUGCCUUCAGAAUGAAUUCAAGCACUGGAAAGCUGCAGGAGCUAAUAAGGGGACUGCCAUUGUCGAGUGUAGUUAGCCUAGGUUUUUCCAGGAGGUGUGGAGUUCAACUCUAUCUUAUCGCCUGGCUAUCUGAUACAGUCCUUGUAUAAACAUGUUGCUUCCCUUCUAUCUAUAAUGAAGAUAGGUACGCCAUUGGCAUACUCUUAAGAAAAAGGUAAUCUAGUUUCGUAUGUAUGCUAAUUUUGGUGGUCCUGUUUCGUUUUGUCAGGUACUCAUCUUGUGUAUUGCUCUGUAUAUCUUAUUUCUUUGGCUUCCUUUGGACCUACGUAGUGUUGCGUCGUCAGUGAACAGAGUUAGCCUAUUCGCAAAAAGAAAAAGAAAAAGAAAGAAAAAGCGAACAGAGUUAGUCCAGUUUUCUUAUAUUUAUUUUGCAGGUGCCUCGAUAACCAACUUUCUUUUUUUGAACCGGAACACCUUGUAUUCCUCUGUAUCUUAUUUCUUUGGCUUCCUUUGGACUUAUGUAGUAGUGUUGGACUGUUGUAUCGUUUAGAUGUUCCCUCUCCGUGAAUGAAACGGUCUCGGACG